Messenger RNA from Scylla paramamosain (green mud crab), 2817 nucleotides. Its product is annotated as transmembrane protein 135-like. Lineage: Eukaryota; Metazoa; Arthropoda; Malacostraca; Decapoda; Portunidae. The record is from RefSeq and is a predicted model, not a curated record. Bases 290 to 712 code for a protein of 140 amino acids. The transcript is spliced from 11 exons.
CCGGCAGCAAUCCCGCCUCAGUAUUGUGUUGAAAGCCGACGGGGGGGGGAGUGCGCGAAACCGCUCCGAUGCGAAUCCAUUUGACCUGUGUCCGUGACCUCGCGUGGUGUCCGUGGCGAUCCAUAGGUGCGUGCUAGUGACCUUGAGGUGCGGAGAGGAGCGAAGGGCGUGGUGGAUACGGAAUUAAGGAAAUACGGGCGAUAAAACACCACACACGUGCGAGGUGUUGCCCUUUAGGUAGUGAGGAGAGACAGGUACCAGCAGGAGCAGUAGUGGUAACAACAGCAGGAUGGAGAGCUUCAGCAAGAUCCUGCCAUACUCCUGCUAUGAGCUCGGCCACUGCUGGAAACACUCGUGCACCUCAGCCUCCUUUGAAAUCUGUAUCAUUGGGUUCAUUGAAAGCAUCAAAAUCUAUGGUGUGGUGUACUUGCUAACCGGUCUUGUGAAUGCUCGGAAAAUAAGUAUGAAGUAUGGAAAAAAGCUCUUGAAGAACUACUUAACAUCAGUUUGUUUCCUGACAGUCAAUGCUUUUGGGUACAUUGGCUCCUACUGUGUUGUCAGAAGGUGGAAUUUGAGUCGGCCAAGCUUCAGAAAUGCAGGAAGGAUUAGCGGUGAUGACUGCAGGCUGCCAUCGACCCGCAGGUCAUCACAGGAAUCAAAUGCAGCAUCAGUAUGGCUCACCAAACACUUCCCCUCACACUGGUGGUGUUGACCUGCCUUGUGAACACCUGCCCUCCUGUGUUCCUGCCCUUAAUAGCCCUCCAGGUGACAUCAGAAUGUGGAUGAGGGGACAAGAGAGCCAGUGUUCCAAGUACCACCACCAUCACCACUGCCACCACCACCACCACCACCAUCAGGAGCACAGAUUCACUGAAGUCUCUACCAAGAUUUCUUUGAGUUUUUUGAUAAAUUUAACUUCCAGGAGAGAGAGAGAUGCUGAUUGUUAAAGGCAGUGUGUGAAGCUUGCCCACUGUCUUUGUAUAUACAGAAGGUGGAAUUUGAGUCGGCCAAGCCUCAGAAAUGCAGGAAGGAUUAGCGGUGAUGACUGCAGGCUGCCAUUGACCUGCAGGUGUGAUGGUGCCCGACCAGCUGGUACACAUCAGUGAGAUGGUGGUGGUGCUGGAAAACAGCUGGUUUGCCAAGUGCAGCGUCAGGCAGGCCGCCCGCCCACACAGUCACCAGAAGGAUCACAGGAUUUGAUAUCAAAGCUGGUGCAGGAAAAGGAAGCAGAUCGUGACCUUGAGCAGCUCGGGAAGAUAAGCAGCGUCCUUAAGAGAACAGUUGCUGUCAUUAGCAGAGUUGGAACCAGUGUGUGUGAGACACACACCAGCAGUGGAAAGGUGGCUGAUGAGCACCUCAAGCACUCUGAAAAGGUGGAGCAACAACAAGAAACAGAAAAUUGCAUCCAUCAUUCUUUGCCUGAGGAGGGAAUUGAUGCUGUGUUGACCCUUGACAGUGACGUCCCUCAUGAGGAGAAUAUGAAUCCUACAGAACUUGCCCAUAGAAAGACCAAAACUGUUACUGCUGCCACUACCACCGCUUCCACUGCCACCAAAAGCCCAACUGUGCAAAGAAUCCUGGACCUCCUCAAUGAAAUGGAGUCCACCAGUCAGCUGGAGCACUCUAGCCUCCAAAAGUUCCAUCUGUGUCCAUUGUUUCCAGCGAGGAGUGAUGAAGCAGCAAGCUCGAGAACGCCAGUUAGAACUUGCCAGUCUCCGUCAUGAAUGAGAGGAAAUGAAGCAAAACCACUCUGCAAAUUAUCAUUCAAAAUGUCCUUCAAAGAAAGCCCUCUGUAAUCCAACACACUUAGCCCAUUAUUCCUUCCAUUUCUCAUCAAUUUGUUCAACAUUCAUAUUUUUCCCUUAUAGGGUUGAACAAUUUUCAUGGGUUCAGAGCAAAAGGCUUCCUCAUUCCUCCCCAAGGUAUUCUCGGAUGGUAAGCAGGUUUGACUCUGGAGCAAACCUGACCAAGGGCUACUGCCCAAGGCUACAGAGGUUCCUCUCCCUGAGGCUGAAUGCACCAUGUGAGAUGGUUCUGUUAUGUGGAUGAAUGUCAUGGUGGAUAGCAGUGCCACCACAUUCCUACAAUCAUCCAUCACUCCACUGCUCAAACGCUUCUGCAACCAAUGAUAGGUAUGCUGCCACAUUCUGCAUGGUCUCCUUGGCUCUCAGAUAAGGAUACUGUCAACAGGUUUGGGAUUGCCAAAAAAUCAUAAGGAGCUAUGUCUGAAAAGUCCAGAGAGAGAGAGAGAGAGAGAGAGAGAGAGAGAGAGAGAGAGAGAGAGAGAGAGAGAGAGAGAGAGAGAAUGAGCAAGAGAAAGAGUAGGAUGAAGCAAAGGAAGAGUCAAGAGGGAGGAAGAGAGAGUAGGACAAGAAAAAACAGAACAAAUAAAUCCCCUACACGUCUUGUCUCCAUUCACACAAGCCAUGAAAAGCUUGUCCAUCCCUGAGUGCUCAGAAGCAGUGUUCCACUGAUGAUGUGGAAACUUGAGACCCAAUCAUUUAAUGGGCUUUAGUAGGUUUUGUCACCAGUCUUCUGUGUCACUGACUACAUUUUGAAAUUUUUAUCUGUUCUAUUUAAUUUUGUGUGUAUGUACACAAUGUUUAUGGUCAAUAAACUAUUUAUAAAACUAUUUAUCUGUGUAAGAUAAAAGCAGUUAUUGUUAUUAUUAUUAUUAUUAUUAUUAUUAUUAUUAUUAUUAUUAUUAUUAUUAUUAUUACACAUUUUCCUCCUUGUAUUUAAAUAUUAUUAUUAUUAUUAUUAUUAUUAUUAUUAUUAUCAUGAAUUGUUCGUUUAUAAAUAAAUACUGUAACUGAU